This is a messenger RNA of Sardina pilchardus (European sardine), 2081 nucleotides long. Its product is annotated as long-chain fatty acid transport protein 2-like. NCBI's taxonomy places the organism in Eukaryota, Metazoa, Chordata, Actinopteri, Clupeiformes, Clupeidae. The transcript is spliced from 10 exons. Gene Ontology annotation, molecular function: long-chain fatty acid transmembrane transporter activity; long-chain fatty acid-CoA ligase activity. The coding region runs from base 120 to 1979 and encodes 619 amino acids. The record is from RefSeq and is a predicted model, not a curated record.
AUUUCAAAAAAAAAAAAAAAAAAAAAGACUCCCAUAGCUGUGUUUUGUUGUGUUGGCACUACUGCAUACUUUUGGUUUAUCUGGAAGAAAUUUGAGCCGACUUGUUCAGAACCGUCAACAUGUUAACUUUGAUCUGUAUUUGUUUUGGGGUAGUUUUGCUUUUUCUUGGUCUUCACAUCCGAUUUCCCUACUUUAGACAUGACUGUCUGUACAUUUUGAAACUUUUAAAAGUGAGAUCAAGGAGAAAAGAGUUCCGAAAGAGGAAGCCUUUCUACACCAUCCUGGACUGUUUUUUGGACACUGUCAAAAGACAACCAGACAAGCCAUUCAUUGUUUUCGAGGGUCUCAUUUACUCCUACGAGGACAUUGACAAGCAGAGCAAUAGAGUGGCAUGGACUCUGAGGACCCAGGCCAGACUGCGCCAGGGGGAUACUGCAGCUCUGUUCGUGACUAACGAGCCUUGCUUUGUGUGGCUGUGGCUCGGCUUGUGCAAACUUGGCUGUGCAGUCUCCCUGUUGAAUUGCAAUAUCAGAUCGAGAGCUCUGCUGCACUGCUUCUCCUGUUGUGAUGCGAGUGUUCUCAUUGCUUCAGGAGAUUUGAAGGACCCUAUAGUUGAAGUGCUUCCAACACUACGGAAGCAGAAUGUCUCAGUGUUCAUCCUCAGUAAGGAGUGUGACACAGAGGGGAUGGAAGCCCUCUCAGAUCAGAUCGCAAAGGCCUCGGAUAAACCUGUACCACCAGCACUCAGGUCAAAGGUCACCAUGGGAUCCCCAGCACUCUACAUUUACACAUCCGGCACCACAGGUCACCCCAAAGCUGGCCUAGUUACUCAUGAUAAAGUGUGGGGGCCCUCUUUCUUUCUGCUCCUGGCUGGGGUCACCUCAGAUGAUGUCAUCUACACGCCCCUCCCACUCUACCAUGCUGCAGCCCUCGUCAUAGGGGUGUGUGGAGCCAUAGAGCGGGGUGUAACAGUUGUCCUGAGACGAAAGUUUUCUACCUCACAGUUUUGGGAUGACUGCAGAAAGUAUAAUGUGACUGUCAUUCAGUACAUAGGUGAAACAUUACGCUAUCUCUGCAACUCACCCAAGAAAGCGAGUGACGGAGAACACAAAGUCAGACUCGCUAUAGGAAAUGGACUCCGUGCGGACGUUUGGAGCAACUUCAGGAGUCGUUUUGGAGAAGUGGAAAUCAAGGAGUUUUAUGGAGCAACCGAAGGCAACAUAACUUUCAUGAAUUACCCUGGAAAAAUUGGUGCAAUAGGACGUGUCAAUUUCUUCCAAAAGAGACUGUCCCCUUAUGGUUUAAUAAAGUUUGAUUCAGAGCGAGAGGAACCGGUGAGAGACUCCAAUGGCUUGUGCAUAGCCACACCUAAAGGUGAAGCUGGCCUUUUGGUAUCAAAAAUUACCACAAUUGCUCCAUUCUUGGGAUAUGCAGGAAAUCCUGAACAAACAGAGAAGAAAAAGCUUCAUGACGUCUUUCAAAAAGGAGAUCUCUAUCUAAAUAGUGGAGAUCUGCUGAUGAUCGAUCAGGAUAACUUCAUUUACUUUCAGGAUCGGAUUGGGGACACUUUCAGAUGGAAAGGCGAGAAUGUUGCUACAACUGAGGUUGAGGAUGUCCUGGCAGAGCUGCAUUUCAUUGAGAAUGCCACUGUCUAUGGUGUCAGAAUGCCAGGUCAUGAAGGGAGGAUAGGCAUGGCUGCCGUAACAAUAAAAGCAGGUAGAGAGAUUCACUGCUCUGAGACUUUCACACAUGUGGCCAAUUGCUUACCAUCUUAUGCUCGACCAAGAUUCAUCCGGAUUAAGAGUUCUUUGGAGGUCACAGGGACAUUCAAGCACAUGAAGGUCAAUUUAGUUGCAGAUGGUUUCAACCCAUCUGCUAUCCAAGAGCCGCUGUAUGUUCUUAAUGAAAAAGAACAUUGCUAUGAUCAGAUGUCUAUGAACGAUUACAAAUUGAUUAUAUCAGGGGAAGUCCAUUUGUAAUUAAUUUUUUGUUAACAUUUAAUGUGUGUGUGUGUGUGUGUGUGUGUGUGUGUGUGUGUGUGUGUGUGUGUGUGUGCGUGUGUGCGUGCGUGCGUGCGUGCG